AAUAUUAAUGUGUGUUAGUAAUGUUUGUUACUAUUAAUAGAUGAUAGUUAUGGAAGUGACAAGAGGAAGAGCAGCAGUGAGUCCUUACCUUCUCCUCCUCCCAUUCCUCCUGAUCAACUGGAUGCAGCUGUUAACCUUCUCUCAUCAAUAAUAAAACGCAAUCACAUCAGUGAACAUAAUCAACAAUUUGCUGGUCAACUUCUACGAAUGACACUCAACUUCCUUUUAAGAUUCAUUAAAACUCAUUCCAAUACCAGCAGAAUGGGAACCAAACCCUCAGGAACCAAUGAACCAGAAGUGACGUCCCUCAGGCGGAGUGAGAGCCAGGCCAGUGAGGACUCAUCAUGCUUAGAAACCUCUUUUAGAAACCCUGGGACUGGGUUCAUAUCGUCCAGUGAAAUAACGUCCCACAUUCACAGUCUUAGAGAAUACCUGCCUAAAGGUAAUACACUGAUCAGUGACCCUAAGAGGAAGGGGGAGGAGGAAGGGGCGGAGUUUGACCAUCUCUUACACAUAAUGGUGAGAAAGGAAUCAUGGGACCACGCCUCCACUGAAACUGUAAUUCAGCGAUCAUUAGUAACUGGUAAUGUACCACUAGGUCAAUCCUAUCUCAUUCAUAGGUCGUUUAAAGGGGAGGAGUCACCACACCCACAAGAUGAAGCAAGCCACACCCACACUGAUGAAGUAACGAUUAGUAGUUUGAGUAGUGUUGGUAUCAGUUUGAUAAUGAAGACAUUCUGUGAGAAGAAUAUAAAACAAGCAAUCACCUUCAUCAGACAAAUGGGUGCUAACGUACAAAACUCCAUUAGAUAUUUAUUCCAAAAUACUUUUCAAAAGCAAUUGCGAGAUACUCUGGCGGAGCUAAUGACUGAGAACGGCUGGUUGACCUCCAUAGAACAAGAUGCUCUUGAGUUUUUAAAAAUGUUAGAGACGUACUAUCCUACCUACGUCUAUGAGACUGCAAAGAUGAUUUAUAACAGCUCCAGUGACCACUCGUACCAGCCACCAGUGACCACUCUAUCACCAGUGAACAGCACUGGGAAUGUACUGGACAUGUACCCGGAGACAUUUGGAGGAGAUCACCCACUAGUAUGGGAACCAGUCUCCAAUCCUCUAUCUCCAGCCAGUGAGUCACAGAGAGGACUGUAUCUUGAGACUCCACUGGUAUCAGUUCUGAGGUGGAACAAUGAAACGAGACAGAGGAUACUGUUUGAUGCUGUCGUCAUAUCAGGAACAAGCAAAGGUAGAACUACAUGA
This is a messenger RNA of Amphimedon queenslandica, 1257 nucleotides long. RefSeq lists its product as uncharacterized. Bases 208 to 1257 code for a protein of 349 amino acids. The record is from RefSeq and is a predicted model, not a curated record. Gene Ontology annotation, cellular component: cytoplasm. The transcript is spliced from 7 exons. Lineage: Eukaryota; Metazoa; Porifera; Demospongiae; Haplosclerida; Niphatidae.